AUCGUCAUGGUAGGCGCCUACAAUAACAGGAAGAAAAAUAAGUAAAAUGUGAUGUAUGAUGCCGUAGGAUUUUUUUUUAAUUUGAUAAGUGCGGAAAGGAAACUGCUAAGCAAGUUACCGAACGAGACACGCUACACGGUGUCUUAUUUUUGUAUGUGAAGCAGCAUUCAUUAAAGGGUUAUAAAUGAGAAUGUCCCUGGCACAGAGAGUGCUGCUCACUUGGCUUUUCACGUUACUCUUCCUCAUCAUGCUAGUUCUCAAACUGGAUGAAAAAGCCAACUGGAGCUGGUUUCUAAUCUUUAUCCCCGUUUGGAUCUUUGACACCAUCCUGCUUGUAAUGCUGAUUGUGAAGAUGGCUGGACGUUGCAAGUCGGGCUAUGACCCCCGCAAUGGACUGCAAAACCUGAAGAAGAAGAUCUGGUACCUGCUGGCUAUGUUUCUCAAACUGGCUUUUUGCCUUGCUCUGUGUGCCAAACUGGAACAGUUUCCACAAAUGAAGCUUGCUUUUGUAUUUGUUCCACUCUGGGCUCUUCUUUUAGGAGCCAUGGGGCACCUAGGGUGGACAGUAUUUCACGACAGGAGAGACUGAAGUUAGCUAAGCAUGUUGCAACGUGACUGUGUUUCCACACAACCAAUUUGCUGGCAUUUGCUCUCAGAAUCCUUUUAAAAGUAGAACCGGAGAUACGCUGCAUCUGAAACAGCUGGAUGAGGCAACAGUGAGCAAAGCGUACAGCAGAAGGCGGACUGCGAUUACAAAGGAGUAAAUGAAGGUGCAAAUGAGCAGUGAGAGUUACAAGUGAAUUAUCCUACCUGGCGACACCCUUGUUAUCAAUGUCCCCCAUGAUACUGUAGUGUGACCAGGAAGAAUUUACACCUCCACUAGACAGUAGUAAAAAUUGGUUUGUAGCAUGUGGCUAAAAACUUUGAACCAUUUUUUUAAAUUGUAUUAGAAACAUGCCACACUUCAGAUAUGGUGGAAGUAACAAUCAUCUUCACUCAUGCCAUUUUCAUCACAAACAGUUAUUAAUUGUAUUUAACAGAUGUUUUAUGUAUUUUACGAAUAAACUUAAUUUUGAUGUUG
Molecule: messenger RNA, 1081 nt
Organism: Polypterus senegalus (gray bichir)
Lineage: Eukaryota; Metazoa; Chordata; Cladistia; Polypteriformes; Polypteridae
Gene: tmem60
Product: transmembrane protein 60
Exons: 2
Coding region: 185-589 (134 amino acids)
Source: RefSeq, a predicted model, not a curated record